Molecule: messenger RNA, 975 nt
Organism: Peniophora sp. CBMAI 1063
Lineage: Eukaryota; Fungi; Basidiomycota; Agaricomycetes; Russulales; Peniophoraceae
Source: the annotation of a GenBank genome assembly
AUGGCCGGCUGGCUCGAUCCUGUCGUAGAGGAGAGGGAGGAGCUGGCUAUCCUCAAACUACAGCAUGUGACAGGCGGAUUGUAUAUGUGGGAGUUUCUCACACAUAUCAGCUUUGAUUGGAAGCUUGCUACCCGUCCAACGAAGUCGAGGUCGUCCUGGUGGGCCAGAGGAGCAUACCUCUCUGCACGGAUCCUUCUAGUUGCCACCUUCAUCGACAUCUUCGUUGGCCUCGAUGCCGGACACAAGAUUCACUGCAUGGUACAGAACACCCUGCUCUACGCUCUUCCGGCCUUGGCCGCACAAUCGGCAACGGUGUUGAUCGCCACCCGAGUUAUCGCAAUCUGGGAUUGCAGGCCGUCCUUGGUUCUUGUUUCAGUCGUCGGGCUCUUGGCACAAUUGUCGUUUGUUGUGUACACUCUGACGAAGGUCACUGCGGUAUGGGAUCCCGAGGACGACACCUGCAUGGUGGUAGCAACCCAAGUCGCGGCUCCGAUCAGCACGGCGCUUCUCUCGGUUGACCUCUGUCUACUGGGUCUGAUGAUCGUCGGUCUACUUCGUCGGCGAGAUGCACGCCAUUUCAGUCUCUGGCGGGUCUUGUGGGGACAAGGUUGGCUCUGGUUGACGGUUGCAACUCUUUCCGGCGUGCCUCCUGUGGUAUUCUUGUACCUCAACUUAAACCCCUUUAUGAACGUGAUGUUCCUUACUCCACAACUGCUCAUUUCUGUUGUCGGAGCGACGAGAUUGUACCGCUCGCUUGCUAACUUCACGCAUGGAAAAGACAACGAGUCCUUCCUUUUCAGCAAGUCGGUGCCAAGUAUCAUACGACCCACCAUCGCAAUUGGACGCGCGCAAACGCCUGUCAUCGAGAUAACUGUCGAGCGAACGUAUCUGCAGAGGGUCGAUGUAAAGUCAGUGCUAUUCACGACUAGGAUACCGCCAGGGUCGAGCUGGUCGGGAUCGCUUGACGACAUGUAG